This is a messenger RNA of Cygnus olor (mute swan), 2734 nucleotides long. RefSeq names its product TPD52 like 2 (gene TPD52L2). The record is from RefSeq and is a predicted model, not a curated record. The transcript has 10 exons. NCBI's taxonomy places the organism in Eukaryota, Metazoa, Chordata, Aves, Anseriformes, Anatidae. Bases 16 to 1008 code for a protein of 330 amino acids. Gene Ontology annotation, cellular component: cytoplasm.
GGGGGUGGCGGCCCUAUGACGUCACCCCAACCCCAUAUGACGCAAUCCCAGCCACAUAUGACGUCAUAUCAACACUAUGACGUCAUCCAAACGUGUGAGGGGGGCGGGAAGGGGGGAAGGUGGCGCCGUUGCCAUGGCGACGCGCGGGUGACGCGCUCUCCCCGCGCCCCCCCGGAAGCGGGCGGGCGGCGCGGCGCUGAGCGCGUCACGGGGGCGGCGGCGGCGGCGGCUGGACGGGGCCGGGGACUGGGCGCCGCCAUGGAGGGCGCGAGCCAGGAUAUCAACCUUAACUCUCCCAACAAAGGUCUGCUGGCCGACGCCAUGACCGACGUGCCCGUGGACGGCGCGGCCGCCGCCAGGACCGCGGCACCUGAGGGGCUGACAGCCGCCGAGGAAGAGGAGCUGAGAGCCGAGAUCGCCAAGGUUGAAGAAGAAAUUGGUACUCUUAGACAAGUUCUGGCUGCUAAAGAGAGGCACUGUGGAGAGUUGAAGAGGAAGCUGGGUUUGACUCCCUUGGAUGGGUUAAAGCAAAACCUGUCUAAAAGCUGGCACGAUGUACAAGUCUCCAACGCUUAUGUGAAAACAUCUGAGAAACUUGGAGAGUGGAAUGACAAAGUGACACAGUCUGACUUAUAUCUUUCAGCCAGCAGCACACUGGAGGACUGGAAUGAAAAAUUAACUCAAUCAGAAGCUUAUAAGAAGACCCAGGAAACCCUUUCCCAGGCAGGACAGAAGACUUCAGCAGCCCUUUCCAAUGUAGGUUCUGUUAUCAGCAGGAAACUUGGUGACAUGAGGGCUCACCCCUUCUCGCAUUCCUUUAGCAGUUACUCCAUUCGCCACUCCAUAAGUAUGCCUGCGAUGAGGAAUUCUGCAACCUUCAAGUCAUUUGAAGAUAGAGUUGGGACCAUAAAGUCCAGAGUGGUGGGCAGCAGGGAAAACAGCACUGAUGGCCUCCACUCCCCCUCGGGAGCUGGAGAGAAGCCUCCACAAGACAACGCUCCUUUCUAGACCUGCGAUGUGGCUUUGCACAGCUGUGCACAACUCCAAGAGCAAGCCUCCUCCCUCCCAAAUCUUCACAACAGCAACAACAUGCGAAUCCAUGAAGGGGCUGAGAACCAGUCUGGAGAGAUCCAUAAUCCAUUCAUAGACACUGCUGCUGGAUCUAAGUCAAAUAAAGAGAAUGCAAAGUUUUGUACACAAAUAAUAUUUUACACUAAACUUUGUAGAUGAAAUGUAUCACUGUGCUGUCCUUUUGGGAGAGCACUUUAAGAUGGAGUUUCCUUAAAGCAGCUCAGAAAUGCCGCUGGCAUAGAAAAAGCAGUUUUUCCCACGUCUGUCGUAACUGGGAGCAGAGAAAUUGCCCUGUGCAGUGUGAGGAGGGCAGUUACAGGAGAAGCCAAGCGCAUGGGCAUUUUAGCUUCAGCUUCUGGCUAUGUUCUCUGUUCAGGGCAUGCCAUGUAGCAACUCAGCGGUCUCCCAGGCUUCUCCCAUUACUGUUUCCUCUGGCUCUCAUUGGAGAAAUCUGUUAAAAGGGGUAAAUAGUUACGUGGUUUUUUUUUUCUGGGCUCCUAAGAGGGAAACUUCACUUAGCAGCUGCCUCGUUGUUACACUAAUGCUCUAGCUUUAACAAAAACUAAAAUCUUUAUUUUUAAAUGCAACGAACUUUAAAGGAAUAAAGCUUAAAAAAAAAAAAGCUUCGGCUUCGGCAUUAUAUUAGGGAAAUGCUCCCUUGGACUUUGAAACUGAAUUGCAAGCCUUACAUCACCUUAUGCUUUACUCGUUUAUGAUUUUUUUCUAUAGAGAGGACUGUAAGGGUUAUAAAGCUGGAUAUUGAGCACUGGAGUUUUGCAUCGUUCAGUAGUAGCAGCAUGCUUAUAAGCCAGUUCUUGUGUUAACUUUCAGUGGUGCACUCUGUUGCCUGAGUGUAUAAAACUUGCUUCUCCCUUCUCAGCUUAUGCCUUCGUUCUUGGAGGAAGAAAUCCUGAAGGCUGCUAGCAACGGGGCCAGGUUUAACGAGGACAAAGCUGUUGCUAGCAACAGGGACGCUGUGCUGGAGGGACUCUGCUCUGCUCUCUGUGGGCUCCUCCGUCUGGCACAUCUGACUGGGACUGUGUGGGUUCAGUUGAAAGCCCCGGCUGUAACCUUGGUUUACAAACCCGGCAGAGUCACAGGGCUCGACCAGUUCCCGUAGCGGAUAGAUGUUUUGCUCUUCCGAUGUCCGACCUCAUUGCUCAGGAGCUGAAACAUUGUAAGUUUUCUUACAGAGGCCUGAUCUUCUUCUAGGCAAGAUGCCUCCAAAUAAAUCCACCUGCAGUGAGCGUUUCUGUGCCUUAGAGGCCAAGUGGGACUUGCUCAGGUCUUUAGACUUGCCUAUGUACAUAUCUGGGUGGUUUUAGUAGUUUAUCGCCCUGGAGGGACUGGACCAUCUUUGACCCUUCUUUAGAGAAGCAAGUUUUGACACUUGUCUGCUGAUUAAUCUCCAUUUCCCCCAUCCCCACUCCCUUCCCUCUGCUGAUCCGGGGACACACGAUGAGGCAGUAGAAGGCAGAUGUGCUAGGCAGUAGGUGGAGUGUAGUGUGUCAUUUACCAGCUCUCCUCGUUUGACUAAAACUGGCCUCCGUGCGAGGAGCAGAGCCAGUGAAACGGGGACUGCUGGGGCGUGGGUCUUGAACUGUUUCUCUUUACAGAUAAAUACCGAGGAAACUUGUCAAUAAAGCAUUCCUUUGGGAGAAAA